AUGAACAACUUUCGCAAAUCAAUAUCUGGCAGACCAGGAUCUAACAUCCCUCGACCCUCAGGCGCCAUCUCCAGCAGCAGUAACCUCAACCCUGGGAGCGGCGGAGGUGGUAGUGGAGGUGGAGGCGGUGGCAUGCUUCACUCAACCCGCAAUGCCCAAGAGACGUACCAUUUCCCGAUCCUGAAACCCCAAGCCAUUGUCUCGUGCAUGUCAGAUGUCCAAGUCCCUUGUACGGAGGAUGACCUUGCAAGGCCGACGCCUCAGAAGGUGUUGGUUGUCUAUGAGGCCUUUAUGGAUGUUGCCACGGGAUGUAUCAAGGAUGAUUGUUACAUGGAGGAUAUUCAGGAAAUGAAGAUUGUUCAGCACCCUGACUUUGUGGUGGAUGGCGUCAGGUUCUACAUCUUUCUCCAACAACUGGCGAGCAUGAUGUAUGAGGUGGGAGUGAACGACUUUACAUCAAGGGACUUGACAAAACCCGAGGCAGAACGAGUCCGACGGGUGCUGAGUGCCGUCAUCAAUUUCGCAAAGUUCCGAGAAGACAGACAGCCGGCGUUCUUUCAGGAGAUGCAAAAUACGGACGAGGUCAUAGACAUGAUUGUCGACCGGGAGAAGGAACAUGAGCAAAUGACCCAAGAGCUCGAGAACCUCAAACAGAGGAGAAUUGCUCAGGAGCCGCGGGUAGAGGAACUAAAGGUUAUCAACCAGAACCUAGCCUUGGAGAUGGAAGUGUACAAGAAGAAGGAAGUUGACACCACACUUUUGAAGGACGAAGUCACCAAGGAGAGAUCAUUACUUGUCGAACGCAAUAGAGAGUUGAAUGCGGCGAUUGAAAAGGCGACCAAGGAACUGGACGUCCUGCAGGCACAGCGGGUCCACGUCCCAGAGACCCUAGAACAAGACCUCGCCCAAAUCCCUGAAUCCCUCAUCUCGCUCAAUGCCCAAAUUGAACAACAUCGCAGACAAGUCCAGACUAAAUAUUCUUCCGUCGAACGCAUCGAAUCCGUCCCCCGAGAACUCUACGCGAUCCGGGAAAUGAUGGCCGUCACUCUCUCACUCCUCGAAAAGUACCACCAAGGAGCGGACGAACUCGAGGCGUUAAAAUCGACGAUUGAGAACCGGAAACUGACGGAUAUGACGCUGUCGUCGAAACUGGAACAGACGGAGCGGUUGACCAGGAAUAUGGAGGAGAAGAAUCGAGUGUUGAGGGAGACUAUGCAGCAGAAGCGGGAUCAGCAUGAGGCCGAGGUGUUGAGUCAGGAUAAGGCCUUAGCAGAGGCCGAGACGAGGUUGUUGGAGAGUCGGAGGUUGGUUGAGGAGAGACGGAAGAGGCAGGCAGAGAUCUGGCAGAAGGAGGAGAAGUAUGCGCAGGAGGUUACGGCCCAGAUGGAGAAUUUGAAGCAUCAGUUUGAAAUCUAUUCUACCGAGAUUGUCCAGGCUCUGCGGAUUAACUAG
Linnemannia hyalina is the source of this 1452-nucleotide messenger RNA. Lineage: Eukaryota; Fungi; Mortierellomycota; Mortierellomycetes; Mortierellales; Mortierellaceae. The record is from the annotation of a GenBank genome assembly.